Molecule: messenger RNA, 1866 nt
Organism: Lodderomyces pseudojiufengensis
Lineage: Eukaryota; Fungi; Ascomycota; Pichiomycetes; Serinales; Debaryomycetaceae
Product: crossover junction endodeoxyribonuclease
Exons: 1
Coding region: 1-1866 (621 amino acids)
Cellular component (GO): nucleus; cytoplasm
Molecular function (GO): 5'-3' exonuclease activity; 5'-flap endonuclease activity
Source: RefSeq, a predicted model, not a curated record
AUGGGUAUACCUGAAUUAUGGGACGUACUAGCCCCUGGAUUUGAUACAAGAAUAUCUUUAGAUCAAUUAGUAGAUGAUCAUAUUAAAAAAUAUGGUAGAACACCAAGAGUUGCAUUAGACGCGUAUUUAUUUAUAUUUCAAUCAAAUCAUAGUUCAAUCCCUGAAGAUGAUGUUGGAAAUAUUAUGAUUCAAAAUUUUAUGUCUAAAAUAUUAGCAUUAAUAGGAUUAAAUAUAUCUGUACUUGUUGUAUUUGAUGGAAUUUUAAAACCAGAUAAGACAAGAAAUGGGAUUGCUUUAGAUUAUGAAAAUGAAUUAACCAAGUUAAAAGAAAAUGAAGAUUUUUCGGAACAUAAUCCAUUUGUUGAAAAUUUGAAACGAAUUUUGAAAAGUCAAAAAAUAGAAUAUGUUCAAGCAGUAGCUGAAGGUGAAGCUCAAUGUGCUCAUAUUCAAAAAUUGAAAAUUGUUGAUUAUGUCAUUACAAACGAUGUUGAUGCUUUAGUUUUUGGAGCAACAAAAGUUUUGAGAAAUUAUAGUAGAUUCCUUGAAGAUAUUGGUCCUGGUUCACCAACUAAAGAUGGAACUUUGAAACAGAAAUAUUAUGUAACUCCUGUUGAUAUGAAGAAUGUGGAAGAAAAAACUGGAUUGAAUAGAGAAAGAUUAGUAUUUCUUGCAUCAUUGAGAGGUGGGGAUUAUUCAUCAGGAGUUUCGAGAGUUGGAAAAAUAAACGCAAAAAAUUUAGCUUUAUGUGGAACAUCAUUCUCAAUGUUUUAUAAUAGAAAAAUAACGAAACAAGAAGAGAAAGAAUUGAAAAAGUAUAAUACAACUUUUGAACCUCCACCUGAUUUUGCUAUGGAACUUCGUGAUUGUUUCGUGAAAAAUGAUGUAGUUUCUAUUAGCCCUUGGAAAUAUAUGAAAGAUAGAUCCACAAGAAAAAUUGCAUUUGAUAUUUUUUUAAGAAAAAUGAAUGAUAAUUUAAAACAACCAAAUCGACAUAUUUUUGGAAGAAAUUUAUCAGUUGAAAAUUUGAAAUUUGAUGAAUAUUAUGUGUUAUUAUAUUUUUUUCCAUUUGUAAAUAAACAAUUACCAAUAUUUCUUCCAGAUACAUUGAGUUUUGGUGAACUCAAAACAGAUUUCAAAAUUGAAAUAACCAGUGAAGAAGAGAUGUUUAGAAUAAGUGAGAUUGAAGGUAUGAAAUUUGAUGAAGACACUUCUUUCAUUGUUUUAGGUUCAAAUGAAUUGUUUAUUCCUGAAGACUACGAAUUUAACGUUAGAUACAUCAUUUUUAAAUUAGCAACCAAAAGCGAGGUUAUCAAAAUAACAAACGAUAAAAUUGAAAAUGAUGUGGAAUUGAUGAUGUUGAAAUAUUCUAAUGAAGAGAUUACAAAGUUGUAUCCUAAAUGCAUAGAGUUUAGAAGAUUAUCUGAAUCCCCAGAGAAGAGACUUGAAAGUGAAAGUUAUAUUUGGGUUCCCAAAUCAUUAUUGAAUUUAUUCUGUCCCGAUAAAGUAUCUUCAUAUGAUAAGGCAAAAGAAGCUAAUGAGUAUUACAAAAAACAUGGGGUUUCAAGACAAACAUCAACAUUGGAUUCACUUUUAAAUUCUCCGACUAAACGAAAUGGAGGUCUAGAUAAUUCACCAAAUAAAAAGCUCAAAUUGAUUGAUUUAACUCCUAUCCCAACUCCUGUUUUUGAUUCAUUGGGCUCACCAAAAAAGUCUUCCACAAAAGGGUCUCCAACUAAAUUUUCCCCAACGAAAAGAAAGAGAGUUAAAAAAGUAGUUCUUGCUGCUGGUCAGCAAACGUUAACAAAUUUCUUUCCUAUAAAACAAAAAGUUGAAGAGGUGAAUCCAUUUCUUGAACCAAAUACCUGA